Messenger RNA from Sander lucioperca (pikeperch), 2202 nucleotides. RefSeq names its product RAP2C, member of RAS oncogene family (gene rap2c). The record is from RefSeq and is a predicted model, not a curated record. NCBI's taxonomy places the organism in Eukaryota, Metazoa, Chordata, Actinopteri, Perciformes, Percidae. Gene Ontology annotation, cellular component: plasma membrane. Gene Ontology annotation, biological process: negative regulation of cell migration; Rap protein signal transduction. Bases 468 to 1019 code for a protein of 183 amino acids. Gene Ontology annotation, molecular function: GTPase activity; GDP binding; GTP binding. The transcript has 3 exons.
UGUCGUUCUCUUAACACAUCCAUGGUGUGUGCAGGAAUUGGCAUGCUGUCUGUAGAGGAAGUGUAAUGUGUAUUACCGUGACUUGCUGUCUGUAGCUAGACAGCAAGUUCGUCGAUGAGUCCCCGGUACCUGUGGUUUAACAGAUCUGAUGUAAAGGUUUGAGGCUCGAGCAUGGGACAGCGUGAAUUUAGCCAGAAGCGAGCUAGCUUUAACGCUAGCUUACGUCAGAGUUAACGUCAACGGACAUCAACUUUUAACUCGCUAAACUAGCGAGGCAACGUAAAAAAAAAAAACGAGUAUGAGCGCUACACCUGGGUUUAUAUGAAGGAAGAAAAGUUAUUGUAUAUUGCCUAACAUUUGUCAGUUCGCUUCUUAGCUCUUUAAAAGGCCUGAUAAAUGUUUCUGCAGCGAGUAUAGCAGUGAGGCUAAGUCGUUAGCUGCUAAGUUAGCCUGCCUUGACCGCCCCAAUGAAAGAAUACAAAGUGGUUGUGCUGGGCAGCGGCGGCGUCGGCAAGUCUGCGCUGACCGUCCAGUUUGUCACCGGCACCUUUAUCGAGAAAUACGACCCGACCAUCGAGGACUUUUACCGAAAGGAGAUCGAGGUGGACUCGUCUCCCUCCGUGCUGGAGAUCCUCGACACUGCGGGGACGGAGCAGUUCGCCUCCAUGAGAGAUCUGUACAUAAAGAACGGACAGGGGUUCAUCCUGGUCUACAGCCUGGUCAACCAGCAGUCAUUCCAGGACAUCAGACCAAUGCGAGACCAAAUAGUGCGAGUGAAACGUUUCGAGAAGGUGCCGUUGAUCCUGGUCGGGAACAAAGUCGACCUGGAAUCUGAGCGUGAAGUGGCUGGCUCAGAUGGACGAGCUCUGGCUCAAGAGUGGGGCUGCCCUUUUAUUGAAACUUCUGCCAAGAGCAAGACUAUGGUGGACGAGCUGUUCGCAGAGAUCGUCCGACAGAUGAAUUAUUCCACACUGCCGGAGAAGCAGGAACAGUGCUGCACUGCCUGUGUGGUACAGUGAGGAAGAGAUGCAUCAUUUGUCUGGAUCACCACAAGGAUUUUGAUGAACUAUGAACCGGGGGACAAACUGACAAAAACUUACCGCAGCUGGUAGUGUUUCUGUUCAAUGUGGUUUCUGACUGUAUCACAGAGCAUCUGACAGGAAAGACGUCGGUCCUAUUUUUGAUAUCAUAACUGUUAGAAGACGUUUCUGCUGCAACCUUAACGGCCUUUGCGUUGACCCAGGAUGGAGUCAGAUGGACUUGUAAUGAGCGAGAAUGAUCAUCUGUGAAUUUCAGUCUUUUCUUUUCUCUCCUUUUAGUCAGAAGUAUCCCUGAAAUAAGCAGGAGUGUUUGUGAGGUUGCAGCUUCUUUUUAAAGCUGCUAUAAUCACUAUUAUAUACUUUAUUACUUGUAUUAUGUCUCAUGUUUGGAAUUUGACAAAGUAUUUCAUAAUAUUGAAACAUUUUGACUUUUAAGCAUGCAUACUUUGACCAGUUUGCUGCACAGGUGCUGCUCACUUUAUUUUGAAAAUCUUGUCUAAAAUAGUAUUUUAACUGACACAAACUACAGUAGCGUUUACAAUGUUUGUUUGUUUUUAGCAUCAGGAAAUUGAGACAGGAUGGACAACUUUGUGGAUUAAACCUGUAACAUCAAGAAUUUACCUUUUUAUUAUUGCAGUAGCCUGAAGCCGCAAAACUCAUCUGAAAACAUGCAUGCUCAAAAUUGAAAAUGUUCUACUAAAUCAACUUGAAGUGAUAAGGAAGAGUUAUUUUACUGUUUUUAGCCUGGAUUCUGUCAAACUGUCUACAAGGCAUGAAUCGCAUGGACGCAGGUCUUCCAUUUUUAGCUUUCUCGAGGAGUCUCUGUGGGAGAAAGAUUUUGGAACGACUAAAGGAAGCUCACAGUACAUAUUUGUGUGUUGACGUGUGUUGCUUUAAAUUCAGGAGACGGCGAUUUCUUGUCAUCAAAUAACUUCCAUUGCAAUGUGGUUUGAUAAAAGUUCUGGCACAGUUAAUCAGAUUUAACUUUGUAUUUUUCUUUUUCUUAUAGUAACCUAUUUAUUAAAAACUAACGACAUGGAUAGCCAGUUUUAAACUUUUAAUUUUAUACUAGUUUUUGCUUUUUGUGACUUCAGGAUACAUGGUACAUUGUUUUCUUUUUGAAGCUGAGGAUUUAACAGAGCCUUAAAUAAUUUCUGUUGCA